AUGGAUAUUCCUGAUGAUACAGUUUUCUCGGAUGGUCACAGCAGUCUACCAUCCAUGUCAGAUUGCAGGGACAAUAGUGAUUUCUGCGAAUACUGGGCUGGAGUGGGAGAAUGUGAAGUCAAUCCAAGAUAUAUGUUGUUCCACUGCAAAGUUAGUUGUCAUCAAUGUGACAUUGGCACAGUUUGUAAAUCAAAUCCUUGCCGUCAUGGAGGCUCGUGUGAGGAGGCCGAGAUAGGGUUUAAAUGUAUGUGUCCUGAAGGCUUUACCGGUGAGCUGUGUGAUUAUGAUCCCUUCAUACAAUCAGUGCUGCUCAUUGGAGAAAGACGCGGUGAGGGAAUAAUAACCAUCUCCUCUUCUUCUGAUGCUGGAGGUCCGACCAAAUACAUGAUGAUACACCAAGAUGGGUGGAAUUCCAAUGCCUCUAGACUAGUUUGCCAGUAUCUGGGUUUUAAAGGUGUCUAUGCGACAGUGACUAGCAACCACUUCAAUGUGUCAUCUUUGAAAAACAACACCAAAUCAGCGUUUGUGGAAUGUCCAGUUAACGCUACCAUCAUCACUGAUUGCAUGUAUAACGACACUCGGGGUGAUCAAAUGAAAAAUGAAUCUAUCGGAGUCGUCUGUUGCUCAAUUAACCAGUUCUGCGACCCUCCAGGCAGCCCAGUCGGUCUUGAAAACGGUAACGUUCCAGAUGCGGCUAUCAGCGCCUUUAGCCACCAUGUCGAUUUUCCGCCCUCCUUUUCACGAUUGAACGGACUGUUAGCCUGGGUUGGGGAUAUUGGUUCGCUUAACCGUAUGUGGAUCCAAGUCAAGUUUGACUCGGUUUACCUUAUUACUGCGGUUAUAACACAAGGAAAUGGGAACAAGAUAUCGGGUGAUUUAAGAGUGACGUCAUACACUGUCUCGUCUAGCGUUGACUGUGAGACAUGGAUUGAAUAUUUGGAUACGAGUUCAGGAACGGCGAAGGGAGAGAGUCUCGCCGAUCUGGCGCUACCCAGUGGCUGCCGGGCCCACGAUUAA
Messenger RNA from Lytechinus variegatus (green sea urchin), 1017 nucleotides. Its product is annotated as EGF-like repeat and discoidin I-like domain-containing protein 3. NCBI's taxonomy places the organism in Eukaryota, Metazoa, Echinodermata, Echinoidea, Temnopleuroida, Toxopneustidae. The transcript has 8 exons. Gene Ontology annotation, cellular component: membrane. The record is from RefSeq and is a predicted model, not a curated record. The coding region runs from base 1 to 1017 and encodes 338 amino acids. Gene Ontology annotation, molecular function: calcium ion binding.